Messenger RNA from Colletotrichum truncatum, 2760 nucleotides. Its product is annotated as chromosome segregation protein BIR1. The record is from RefSeq and is a predicted model, not a curated record. Lineage: Eukaryota; Fungi; Ascomycota; Sordariomycetes; Glomerellales; Glomerellaceae.
AUGGCUUUCGAAGGCGAGGUUUCUGACGAGUACUUCACGUACGAGGGUCGCCUGGGCUCCUUUCACCAAGCCUAUCCCGCUCCAAAACGACGCACAUCCGGUGCGACAAAGGGCCCCAAGAACCUGACCUGGCCGCAUGCGAAAUACCUUUUGGCUGAGGACCUUGCAAGAGCAGGUUUCGUGUGGCUCCCGUUCCCCGAUAACCCAGACAAUGUCGCCUGUUUCCUGUGCAACAAGUCUCUAGACGGUUGGGAGGAGGGCGACAAACCGCUUGAGGAGCAUAUUAAGCAUUCUCCCAACUGUGGUUGGGCCAUUGUUGCAGGCAUUGAGGCCAACAUUGGAGACAUGGCAACAGAAGACCCCUCAAGUACUCGUAUGGUCGCUGCCAGGAAGGCAACUUUUGGUGGACGGUGGCCUCAUGAGGGAAAGAGGGGCUGGAAAUGCAAGACCAAACAGCUCGCCGAGGCAGGGUGGAAGUACACUCCUUCCCUUGAGUAUAAUGAUAUGGCGACCUGCACCUACUGCGACCUUGCAUUGGACGGAUGGGAGCAGGGCGACAAGCCCAUGGACGAACACUACAACAGAUCACCAGACUGCCCAUACUUCGCCCUCGUGGACCAGUACAGCGCAACUAAGAAGACCAAGGGCAAGGCAGCUCGAGGCUCCAAGACAACGGCAAGGUUAUCUGUUCAAUCCGUAGCCACGGCGGCAUCAGACAUCACCGACCUUCCCGCAGAGCACGACGACAGCGUACUUACAACAGCAUCGAUGGCCACCAAGAAGGGCACUCGUGCCAAGAAGGCUACAACAACCGCCAAGACCAGAAAGACCAAGGCUAAGAAGGACGAGCCUGUCGAGGUUGUAGAGAGCGAGCCUAUGGAAGCCGAGGAAAUGCCACCCCCGCCCCCGAAACCCGCACGAGGCCGCAAGCGGACCAGUGACGACAUAGAUGAUUCUGCCCUCACCGUCUCUGAGGCGCCUGCUCCAAAGAAGCGUGCACCCCGUGGUCGCGCAAAGGCAACCCCCGAUAACUCUGUCAUCGAACAAUCACAGCAAGAUAUUAGCAUCAUUGAUGCUCCAUUGCCAGCAAAGGCUCCCAAGGGCCGCAAGACUGCCCGUGCUUCCGGCACCAAAGGAACAAGAAAGGCUUCAGGGACAUCGCAGAGGUCAACGGCCUCAACCGCAUCCCUGCGCGCUGCACCUGAUGCUUUCCCAGAGGACGAUGACGCGAUUGAGCGUCAGCUUGAGGCAGAUUUGGAACGCCCAUUGACGGAUGACGAAGACAUCAUGCAAGACUCUGAUUCUGAAAGGAAAAAGGUCCCUGUAUCUGGGUCCAAGGCCAAGAAGAGCCGCGUUCGCAUCGACGCCGCUGCUAGCCCUGAGCCGACAGAGAGCCAGAUGUUCGAUGUCGAGCCAUAUGUUGCUGACGAGGAGGUUGUUGAUGAGGAGCUGAAGCAACUCGAAGCUGAGAUGACUAUUGACGAGCCGGAGGUGCUUGAAGUUCCGAAGAAGGCCUCCAAGGCUGGUGGCACCCGAAAAGUGUCGAAGCAGACGAAAGCUCCAAAGACUAAAGCCGCAAAGGCCCCCGUCAAAGAAGAAGUCGUGUCUGUACCAGCUGAGCCGACUGCGCCAGUUGAUCAAGAGCAGCCGCACGAGGGUGUCGAAAUGGAAGAGGACGAGAUCAGCACUGCAACUGUUAUCACAAAAACCACAAAAAGCGCCCGUACAAGCACUGGUAAGAAGCGCGGCCGCCCUUCCAAGAAGUCACUGGAGGCUCGUGCUUCUUUGGAAGCCAGCAAGGUUGAUGAUGUCGAUAUGAUCGAGCCUGAAAAGUCUGUCGCGGAGCCGGAACCCGAAGAGGGGCUUAAGCCUGAGCCUUUGCCUGAGCUUGAAGCUGAAGCUGAACGUGAACCUGAAGUUGAAACUGAUGUCGAGGCUGAGGAGCCCGUAGAGUCUCAACAGGCUGAAGAGGAUUCUGAGAUGGAAGAAGAUGAGGUAGACGAGAUCUCGGUGCGAGAGGAGUUCACCUCAGCAAGGCAAACACCAGCACCAAUCGAGGCAGAAUCCGAACCCGAGGAGGCGCCUGAAGAGGUUGGCGAGGAGGAUGAAGAAGAAGAAGAGGAGGAGGAGGAGGAAGCCGAACCGGAAGACGACACAGAGCCUGAACCAGAGCCAGAGUCGGAAGCGCCUGAACCAACACCUCAACCGAAGAAGAAGAAGAGCAUCCCAGCGGCGCCCUUGUCACCUGCGGUUGCAUCGUCUGCACGACGUAGUCUACGACAGUCAGGAAAUACUCCUCGUAUUUCACCAGCCCAAUCGGCUCGUCAAGCAGCGGUCUCGCCUUCGCCAUCACCCCAGUCUUCGGAUGCAGAGAACCAACCCCCUUCAGCAAGGACAGCAACGGCGAAGAAGCGGGUGACACAUGCACCAGUCUCCUCUACACCAGCAAAACCGAACUCCCCAUCUAAGCGCAAGGCCCUGGCUAGUCUCCAAAGCACAACGCCCUGGAACCCGGUGGACAUUGACCUCGUCUUUGGCUCACCCGCAAAGUCGGAGAAGAGGAACCCGGUCGACCGACUGCUUCACAAGGGAACAGAGCUCACUAGUCCCGAGAAGCGGAUGACGGUCGAGGAAUGGAUCUACUUCAACGCGAACCAGGCCGAGGAGAAGCUGCGUCAGGAAUGCGAGACCAUGGUCAGCAAGUUUGAGAGCGAGGGCAGCAAGGCCAUGAAUGUUUUGGAAGGGCUGAUUGCGGAGUAG